CUUGAGUGCGCCAUUUUGAAAGUGUAGUACUGGGGAGAGGCGACAGCAGAGGCGAGGGAAAUCUCAAAGUGGAGUUCAAAGUCUAAAAAGACACUUCUCGGGCUUGUUGUUCACUUGGAUUUUGAUUAAAAUUGUCUCGGAACUGCCCGAAUUACCCGGAGCCGGAACUUGCGCGGGUCUUCGGACUUCACGAGCAGCUCUCCGCCGCCUCAUUCCUCCACUGCACUUCGGUCAGAACCACCCAGCCGACCCGGGUCAGACUCCAGCUCCAGUCCAGGGCCGGAGCCACUGAGACCCGCUCAGUGUGAGCAGCUCACCAUGGCAGGGGCCGUCGGUGGGAACAGUGAUGUUCAGUGGUGCUUCUCCCAAGUCAAAGGAGCCAUAGACGACGACGUAGCAGAACCCGACAUCAUAUCAACGGUUGAAUUUAACCAUUCUGGGGAGUUGCUGGCUACCGGGGACAAGGGUGGUCGUGUUGUCAUCUUUCAACAAGAGCCAGAGAGUAAGAAUCAGCCACAGUGUCGAGGCGAGUACAAUGUUUACAGCACCUUCCAGAGCCACGAGCCCGAGUUCGACUACCUGAAAAGCCUUGAAAUCGAGGAGAAGAUCAACAAGAUCCGAUGGCUGCCUCAGAAAAAUGCAGCGCAUUUCCUUUUAUCUACGAACGACAAAACCAUAAAGCUGUGGAAAAUUAGCGAGCGCGACAAGAGACCGGAGGGCUACAACCUGAAGGAAGAGGACGGACGAUACAGAGAUCCCAGCAAUGUCACAACACUACGGGUUCCAGUAUUCAGGCCCAUGGACUUGAUGGUUGAGGCCAGCCCCAGGCGAGUGUUUGCGAACGCACACACUUACCACGUCAACUCGAUCUCGGUCAACAGUGACCAUGAGACGUACCUGUCUGCAGACGACCUGCGGAUCAACCUGUGGCACCUGGAGAUCACUGAUCGCAGCUUUAAUAUUGUCGACAUUAAACCAGCCAACAUGGAGGAGUUGACCGAGGUGAUCACGGCAGCAGAGUUUCACCCGAACCAGUGCAACACCUUUGUCUACAGCAGCAGCAAAGGCACCAUCCGCCUGUGUGACAUGAGGGCAUCGGCGCUGUGCGACAAAUACAGCAAACUCUUCGAAGAGCCAGAGGAUCCAAACAGUCGCUCGUUCUUCUCUGAGAUCAUCUCGUCCAUCUCCGAUGUAAAGUUCAGUCACAGCGGACGCUACGUGAUGACCCGUGACUACCUGACCGUCAAAAUCUGGGAUAUCAACAUGGAGACGCGACCAGUCGAGACAUAUCAGGUGCACGAAUAUCUCAGGAAUAAAUUGUGUUCACUGUACGAGAACGACUGCAUCUUUGACAAGUUUGAGUGCUGUUGGAACGGGAAUGACAGCGUCGUGAUGACGGGCUCCUACAACAACUUCUUCAGGAUGUUCGACAGGGGCUACCAGCAGGACGUCACCCUGGAGGCGUCGCGGGAGAACUGCAAGCCGCAGUCCGUCCUGAAGCCUCGCAAAGUAAGCACGGGUGGGAAGCGUAAGAAGGAUGAGAUCAGUGUGGACAGUCUUGACUUUAACAAGAAGAUCCUCCACACUGCCUGGCAUCCUCUGGACAACAUCAUUGCGGUGGCCACCACCAACAACCUGUACAUAUUCCAGGACAAACUCGACUAGCGCCGCUGUUGUUCUCGUCGAGCCGCUCGGAUCCGUUUUCCGCUUCAGCCCCACUGCUCCGACACACACACUUAACAAACAACGUCUGUCCGUCUUUGGCUUAAAUCCACAGAUCCACGCUCCAUGUGUAUUAGAAAGACUAGGGUUUGUUAAUCUGAGGCCAGAUUAAGGAUAUUUUUCUCGACUCACUCCAUUCAGAGUCAGUGUUUGCAACUCCACUACAUCCCAAAUUAAAGGGAAAAUUGUGUGCCAUUGUGACAUGAUUGAUUUUUUUGUUUUAUGUCACAGCUAGCAAUUAUUGAUUUGUUUUUGUAGUUUUAUUAUUUUGAAUUACAAAUUCUCUCUAUUGUUUAUGUCUUUGUGUCACACCACUAACACUCCACAUCUGCCCCAAGUGUUUGUCAAGUUGCCAAGUUCACCACCAAAAUACACACAGUAAAAUGAUGCUGUUUAAA
Solea senegalensis (Senegalese sole) is the source of this 2120-nucleotide messenger RNA. RefSeq names its product serine/threonine-protein phosphatase 2A 55 kDa regulatory subunit B alpha isoform. Gene Ontology annotation, molecular function: protein binding; protein phosphatase regulator activity. Gene Ontology annotation, biological process: peptidyl-serine dephosphorylation. The record is from RefSeq and is a predicted model, not a curated record. Bases 319 to 1665 code for a protein of 448 amino acids. The transcript has 10 exons. NCBI's taxonomy places the organism in Eukaryota, Metazoa, Chordata, Actinopteri, Pleuronectiformes, Soleidae. Gene Ontology annotation, cellular component: protein phosphatase type 2A complex; cytosol.